GCCGCCGCCUCCCAGCCCCGCCACCAGGGAACCCGGAACCUGCCUGUCUGUGUCAGGAGCCCAGGCCGCCUGUCAGCCACCAAGACCUCCAUCUCCCUGUGUGGGGAAGCAGCCAGGGCGGGUGAGCCAGAGGAUGGAGUCAGAGUUCUGCCAGGGCCUGCAGCAGCUCCCCCAGGAGGUGCGGCCCCUCGUGGAGGGGAAGCUUCCACAAGGGGAAAAGAAGAAAUACCUGUCCCCCACAGCACGGAAGGAGCCCCGGUUUGAAGAGCUGCAGAAGGUGCUGAUGGAGUGGAUCAACGGCACGCUCCUGCACGAGCACGUCGUGGCCCGCAGCCUGGAGGAGGACUUGUUCGAUGGCCUCAUCUUACACCACCUCUUCCAGAAGCUGGCAGCACUCAGGCUGGAGGUGGAGGAGAUGGCUUUGACCUCCACGAGCCAGCGGCGCAAGCUGGCAGUGGUGCUGGACGCCGUGAACCGCAGCCUGCAGGUGGAGGAGCAGCAGGUGCCGUGGAGCGUGGAGGCCAUCUUCAACAAGGACCUGCUGGCCACCUUGCACCUGCUCGUGGCCCUGGCCAAGCGCUUCCAGCCUGACCUGCCUCUCCCGGCCGACGUGCAGGUGGAAGUCAUCAUCAUUGAGAGCACCAAGAGUGGCCUGAAGUCGGAGAAGGUGGUGGAACAGCUCACGGAACCCCGAGCAGACGGGAAUGAGCCCACUGGGGACGCCUUUCAUGAAUUAUUCAAGCUGGCGCCUGAGAAAGUGAAGGCUGUGAGCGAGGCCAUCCUGACCUUCGUCAACCAGAAGCUGGAGAAACUGGGCCUGUCUGUGCAGAACCUGGACUCCCAGUUUGCAGAUGGAGUCAUCUUACUCUUAUUAAUUGGACAACUGGAAGGCUUCUUCCUGCACUUGAAGGAAUUCUACCUCACCCCCAGCUCUCCUGCGGAAAUGCUACAUAAUGUCACACUGGCCCUGGAGCUGCUGAAGGACCACGGCCUCCUCCACCACCCUAUUAACCCAGAAGCCAUCGUCAACAAGGACGCCAAGAGCACACUGCGCCUGCUCUACUACCUAUUUCGCAAGCACAAGCUGGACGUGGACCAGGUGCCCCAUGGAACCCCGAAUUAACUGUCACUGCUGGCCCCUCUCCCCAACCCUAGGACCCAGCUGCAGGGCCGCAGGCAUCCCACGCUGUCCGCACAGAUUUGGGCCUACUCGGCAAGGGGUCUGCUUCCAGGCAGCCACUGCCUUGCUCUGUUUAUCUUAGCACAGGCAUUGUGGGAGGACACUGGGCUUGGGUUAGUGUCCUGGGAGGGUCCCAGCUGGGUGCAGAGGGGAGCUGAGCCCUGAUGCUGUACCUUGCCCACACUGGUGUACAUGAGGGAUCCUGGAAGGCAUGGACCCUGUGGUGGCUGAUGUCCCUCGUGGGGACCAGGACCCAGGGCCUAGGCAGCCCAGUCAUUGGGCAUUUGGACAAAACUCGGAAGAAGCAGUCUCUGGGGCCUGGAGGAGGGGUUCAGGUGAUCUGUUCCCAGGGAGCAGCCACACCCUUCCUGGGGUCACCUGGCAUCUUCCACAAAGAAGGCUUUCUGUGAUUCAACUAUGGGGUCUGACACAGGUACAGCCUUGUCACCACCACAGAGCAGUCCUCCAGCCCCAAGGCCUGCAUGCCCUGUGCUGCCCAGCCACCCUGCUGCAGCCCUGCCCGGGCACCCCAGGCUGCCUGCUGUCUGCCUUGUGCCUGCAUGGGCAUUUCCUAUAAACCUUUUCCCAGGAA
Molecule: messenger RNA, 1772 nt
Organism: Ochotona curzoniae (black-lipped pika)
Lineage: Eukaryota; Metazoa; Chordata; Mammalia; Lagomorpha; Ochotonidae
Gene: PARVG
Product: parvin gamma
Exons: 13
Coding region: 134-1123 (329 amino acids)
Biological process (GO): establishment or maintenance of cell polarity; substrate adhesion-dependent cell spreading; actin cytoskeleton organization
Cellular component (GO): cytoplasm; focal adhesion; actin cytoskeleton
Molecular function (GO): actin binding
Source: RefSeq, a predicted model, not a curated record